Molecule: messenger RNA, 1721 nt
Organism: Haliotis rufescens (red abalone)
Lineage: Eukaryota; Metazoa; Mollusca; Gastropoda; Lepetellida; Haliotidae
Exons: 2
Coding region: 456-1721 (421 amino acids)
Source: RefSeq, a predicted model, not a curated record
CAAGGCAACUUAUCAAGCAGUCCGAUUCAAACAAGCAUGUAUCUACAAACGCUGAGAGGUCUGCAUACAAUGUACUAAAACAAUAUGGAUCUGUCUUCAUUAAAGGAAAGUCAGGCUCAGGGAAAACUACACUUGGUCGAAAGAUUUUAGCAAGAAUAUCAACUAAAACAAGCCGGUUGCCAAUCGUGCUUUCAUCAAGGGGUGAAUGGAAUCUGAUUACUAAAGUAAAUCACGAGAACCUCGAAGGGAACAAAAGUGUUGCACAGACUAGGUAUGUGGUGUUAAUCGAUGAUAUAUUUGGAUCAAGUAAUCUGGUUGCAUCACAAGUGGAUGAGUGGGUAACGUUGUUUGACCAAAUUUGGUCAAACGUGGAAUCAGGUCAUGUAUUUCUUGUCAUUACCUCCAGACCUGAAAUAUACUCACAGUGUAAAGAAAAAAUAGGAAAGUACCAGCUCAUGAAAACUAUUCAGUGUAUGGAUCUAGGUGAAGGAAUUUAUGAUCUCACACAAGUAGAAAAACUUGAAAUGGUAGAAAAGAUAUGUGGAGAUAAAUGCUUUUCACAUGAUCAACGGGAGUCAAUUGUUGGAAUGCAGACUGUCCUCGGGUUUCCCCAGUGUUGCACGUUCUUUGCAUCAAGCAAGGAAGCACAAGCAAAGGGUGUGGAGUUCUUCAGAAAGCCCUGGCAAUUCGUCCUAGGGGAAAUUAAUAGAAUGCAUGAAAAUGAUGGUAUGGGUUACCUUGUGCUCCUUCUCAUUUUGAUGAAAGAUGGUUGCCUCAGCUCAGAUCAUCUGAAACUCCCUACAUAUAAAACAGAACUGAAGCCCUUGGCUGAAGAACUUAAAGAAUGUUGUGUAGCGCAUCUCGAAAUUACAGCUGCAGGCAUUGAGUCAAAGAUAAAGGCUUUCCGUGGAGUGUACUUAAUUCAAACAGGAAAGGAUUACCAGUUCCAACAUCAGUCUAUAUAUGACUGUGUAUUUAUCAAUAUUUCAAAAUCGCAACUUAAACUUGCAAUAAGUAACUGUCCACCAAAGAUGCUGGUGGAAUUGGUGGACACACAGCAGAUGAACAAGAAUGAGACAGUAGUUAGCCUAUGCCCACAAAGCUUCCAUGUGUUAGCUGACCGCAUCACGUAUCAUCUUCUGUCAGAAAGUUACAGUGUCAUACUUGAUCAUCCUUCUCUACGUCAUGAGGAAUUUGUGGAGGUUCUGACUAAAAGAUGGCGGGACAAAAACAGGUUAACUGAAGUUAUACAGAAAAAACAUGAUACGAAAGAUGUCACUGUUUCCCUUCCCUUUUUUGGGAGAUAUGGAUAUUGUGAUUUUAAGUCACUUACCCUUUUGCAAUAUACUUCCCUUAUCUCUGAUGUCAUUUUACAGAAGUUGACAUUAAUCCUGAAUGACAUACUGUCUGACGUGUUUCAACAUGUUGAUGCAAGCGAACUGCUGGCACCUGCUCUGUAUAUCCAGGAUAACCAGCUAGUGCGAAAGCUGCUAGAUCAGUGUAAGACACCUCCAUCUGACUGUUUCCUAGCACUCUGUGUUUCACCAGGUAUUGAUCAAGAUAUCAAGGAACGUCUGACACAGAAUAUAACAGAGAUACCACAGCCACACAAUUCACUCCUUGUCACUGUGUUAGCUGGAGAAAAAUCCUACUUGCAAACAAUGGGUGAAUACACAUGGACAUACUCCCUUACACCUAGCAGCAAAAAGUGGAAGAAGUGA